UAUUUCAGGCAGGAAAAAUACGAACUGGCAGAAUAUCACUUCAGUCGGGCGCUGAGCAUCAAUACCGCCUCCAGCGUCCUCCACACCUACCUGGGCAUGGUAUUUCACGCUAACGGGAAGAGCCUACAGGCCUUGAACAUGCUAGCACGCGCCUCGGCGAUUCAGCCUGACAACCCUCAAGCUCGCUUUCAGCGCGCCAACGUCCUCAUGAAACUUGAUCGCUACCAAGAGGCACAGGAAGAAUUGGAGAGAGUGAGGGACCACGCCCCCAGAGAGGCCAGCGUUCACUUCCUGCUGGGCAAGAUCUGCAAACGUCUCGGCAAGCGUGAGAAGGCGCUGCGACACUUCCUCCUCGCCCUGGAUUUCGACCCGAAAGACGGAAAUCUGGUCAAAGCAGCCAUAGACCAAUUGGAGCUACCGGAGGAAGCGGAGGAGGAAGAGGAGGGGGAGGAGGAGGCGGAGGAGAAUUUCUGAGGGACGCAGAAGGAAAUUGGGACCAAGUAAAAAAGGGACGGGAGGUGGAAUUUGAAGUAUUUGAAAGCAGAGGUGGAGG
Messenger RNA from Nannochloropsis gaditana CCMP526, 553 nucleotides. RefSeq names its product anaphase-promoting complex subunit 3 (gene APC3). Gene Ontology annotation, biological process: cell division. The transcript is spliced from 4 exons. The record is from RefSeq and is a predicted model, not a curated record. Gene Ontology annotation, molecular function: protein binding. The annotation marks the transcript as partial.